AUGCUCCCACCCGUUCUCGCCUCGCUCCUCCACCCCUUCCACUUCAUGGCCAUCGCCCUCACCCACCUCCCCCCCACCAUCCUCAGCGCGCUCCUCACCGGCGACUUCGGCACCCUCCUCUCCCCGUCCCGCCUCCGCGCCGCCUGGUUCGGGCGUUUCUGGGCCGUGGUCGGCCCCCUCGUGCGCAUCCACGCCGAGCCCAACGUGAUCCCGCUGCUCCAAGGCCGCGUGACCCACGGCGUGGUCCCCCCACCCACCACCACCACCACCUCAUCUCAGCCACACCCACCCGUCUCCGGCACAGUCCUCGAAAUCGGCCCCGGCUCCGGCAUGUGGACGUCCCUCUUCACGCCCGCCCACCUCCCCUCCAUCGACAAGGUCUACGGGAUCGAGCCCAACACCGACAUCCACCCCCUGCUCGCAGCACAAGUGGCGGCGGCCGGACUCGACCGCGACGGCAAGUACGAGAUUGUGCCCGUGGGGAUCGAGGCGCUGGCGGAGUCGGGGCGGGUGGCGCGGGAGAGCGUGGACUGCAUCGUGACGGUGAUGUGUCUGUGCAGUAUUCCGGAGCCGCGGCGGAAUAUGGCGCAGUUGUAUGGGUAUUUGAAGCCCGGGGGCAGGUGCAUGCUUGAAUCUCGUCUGGCCUCAGUUUAUUGGAGGAUGCGAAAUGUGUCGCGAUACAGGAAGGUGGCUUAA
Molecule: messenger RNA, 696 nt
Organism: Chaetomium globosum CBS 148.51
Lineage: Eukaryota; Fungi; Ascomycota; Sordariomycetes; Sordariales; Chaetomiaceae
Exons: 2
Coding region: 1-696 (231 amino acids)
Source: RefSeq, a predicted model, not a curated record